GGAACGAGUGGAACACGAUCGCGCAGCGGAAUUUUCUCGCGGAAAAUCGAAGACUUCGACUGAAAAAAAGUUUUCCCCAGCUUUGACCUAACUCGCGCAGCCCACUUGAGAACGCGUGGCCACAAGGAGGCAGCGGGCAUGAGCCAUCUAUUUAAUAUUACGGUGAAUCAAUACGGGCGUGGUGGCCGGGGAGGUCGUGGCGGCAAGAAAGGACGUGGGGGUCGUGGAGGAGGAAAUGGAGGGUGGAAAAAAAAGAAGCGGGUGGGAAGGGGAGGGCCUGUGCGCCAAGAGGUGCCGGUGGGAGAAACUCCACCGCCUUCGCCCUUCCUCGAACCACCACCUGCACGACUGAGUGUGGAAAGACCCACGGCACCACCCUUUUCCCCCUUCAACAACACUCCACCACCAUCACCCUUCAGGCCGCCUCCGCCACCGCCCCGGAUGAACCUCAAUCCUCUGGCCUCGUCCUUCGCCGGCCCAAGUUUCCCACCCCCUCGUUCCGCUGCCCCAAACAUCUCGGCGCCGGUUUUCCGGACCAGCGUUUCCCGGCGUUUCGUUGCGCUGCACCAAGCUUCCCGGCGCCGUAUUUCACGGCCCCACGUAACGUUGCCCCAGCAGAAGGCCAAGGGCCAAGGAUGGUGUGGUGGCAGGUGGGCCCGCCCCAACAGCUGCCUCCGAACGCAAGAGUAG
Molecule: messenger RNA, 690 nt
Organism: Culex quinquefasciatus (southern house mosquito)
Lineage: Eukaryota; Metazoa; Arthropoda; Insecta; Diptera; Culicidae
Product: wiskott-Aldrich syndrome protein homolog
Exons: 3
Coding region: 139-690 (183 amino acids)
Source: RefSeq, a predicted model, not a curated record